Messenger RNA from Cornus florida, 1252 nucleotides. Its product is annotated as beta-glucosidase 12-like. NCBI's taxonomy places the organism in Eukaryota, Viridiplantae, Streptophyta, Magnoliopsida, Cornales, Cornaceae. Gene Ontology annotation, molecular function: beta-glucosidase activity. Bases 16 to 1239 code for a protein of 407 amino acids. The transcript is spliced from 10 exons. The record is from RefSeq and is a predicted model, not a curated record. Gene Ontology annotation, biological process: carbohydrate metabolic process.
GAAGACGUGGGGAUCAUGAAGAGAAUUGGUUUUGAUGCCUAUCGGUUCUCAAUCUCAUGGUCCAGAGUGCUACCACAUGGGAAUCUAAGUGGAGGUGUUAACUGGGAAGGAAUAAAGUACUACAACAACCUCAUAGACGAGCUAAAAAACAAGAGUCUUGAGCCUUACGUGACUCUAUUCCAUUGGGAUGUUCCUCAAGGUUUAGACGAGCUGUACGGUGGUUUCUUGAGUCCUAAAAUUGUGGACGAUUUUCGUGACUAUGCGGAUCUUUGCUUCAAGUCUUUUGGCAAUCGAGUGAAGAACUGGAUCACCUUGAAUGAGCCAUUGAGCUUUAGCAGUGCUGGGUAUGAUGGCGGUUAUUUUGCUCCUGGUCGAUGCUCUUCUUGGCGGCAAAUUAAUUGCACAGCGGGUGAUUCAAGCACUGAACCAUAUAAUGUGUCACACAACCAGCUUCUUGCUCAUGCUACUGCUGUAAAAUUAUACAAAGAGAAGUAUCAGGCACAACAAAAGGGAAAGAUAGGGAUUACUCUUAUUUCAACCUGGAUGGUACCUUAUUCAAAUUCGAGUCUCGAUCGUCGUGCUGCGGUUCGAGCUUUAGAUUUUAUGCUUGGAUGGUUUAUGGGCCCAAUUGUAGAUGGUGAUUAUCCUCUCACCAUGCAAGCUCUUGUUAGAGAGAGACUUCCAAAGUUCUCUGCAAAUGAGUCCGAGAUGCUAAAGGGGUCAUAUGAUUUCAUUGGCAUAAACUACUACUAUGCUCUUUAUGCGGCUCAUAAUACCAACUACAGUGCUGUAAACUCAAGUUACACUACAGAUUCUCGAGCCACUCUAACAUCUGCCAGAGACGGAGUUAAUCUUGGUGAGCAGCUGGGCUCCAUGUUGGUUUAUCCGAGAGGGAUUUGGAAUCUUCUACUUUACGUGAAGAGAAAAUAUAAUAAUCCAGUUAUUUACAUAACGGAAAAUGGGUGUUCUGAGAACAAUAAUGCCACGUUGUCACUUCCUGAAGCCCUCAAUGACAACUUUAGGGUGAAGUACUACUAUCAACAUCUGGCUUUUGCUCUAAAAGCAAUCAAGAACGGCGUCAAUCUGCAUGGAUACUUCGGGUGGUCAAUAAUGGACAAUUUUGAAUGGAAUUCGGGUUACACUACUCGUUAUGGCAUCAACUACAUAGACUAUAAUGAUGGGUUAAAAAGAUAUGAAAAACUCUCAGCCCAGUGGUUCAAGAAAUUUUUACUAAAAUAAGGACGUUGUAAUA